CGGCCAGUUCGGCAUGGCCACAGCCGCCAAGCCGAGGUUGCCAGAUGAAAAGCUCAACCUUUGACGAAUAUGUCUCCUCAAAUCAUUCGCAUCCACGUCCGCUGGUCACUCUCAACUAGCUCUCGUUCUGACACAAGCACCUACUGCUACAUCAUGGGGCAGAAGCCCCAAACCUGUGUUCGAUGUAACUCCCAUCAUGACCGGCCGCAUAGCAAGAGCGGCGAGGAGCUUGACCUUGAAGAGUCGCUCCGGGAGAACUACAUCGAGGCAUUUGAUAUGAUCCGCACAUCCACCGCCCCCACAACACACGAUCCCGUCGAACUCCAAACAGCCUACAACACCAUCGUGAACAGCGAGCUGAUUCCAUGGCUCACGGCUGCAACCAUCCUGUCGUCCGCCUCGUCCGGAGUUACUGCGGGCCAUUAUGUUCCCUCACGCCGGUCCUCCUCAAUAAUAUCUGACGAGAGUCUCUCUGAUCGCAACCAGAGAUUGCUCCUGAUCAAACUUUCCAGAUCGCGAAUGGGAACACUUCUGGCAAAGGUGAUAGAGACGACAAACAAGCUGCGGAGAGCCUUCGCCAAGGCCGUCUCAAAGAUAAAGCGCUUUAUAGGUCGAGCAUUCGCUCAAGAGCAUCCUCGAACUCGGUGAAAGGCUAUCCAGGACAAGAGGUUGAUUCCACCUGGACAAUAUUGGCAGC
Molecule: messenger RNA, 697 nt
Organism: Polychytrium aggregatum
Lineage: Eukaryota; Fungi; Chytridiomycota; Chytridiomycetes; Polychytriales
Exons: 4
Coding region: 70-648 (192 amino acids)
Source: RefSeq, a predicted model, not a curated record